AUGUCCACCCAAUCUGAACACUCAAAGUCAAUAUUCCGCAAUACACUUCGAGGAGAGGAUGCAUACUCUAGGCAUCAGAGAUACGUGCAUGACUAUAUCGACUAUUAUGGUGGUCGAAAACAAGUCCAGGAGAAGAAAACAGACUUUGACGUCCUCAAGGCUGCCCAUCGGUUUAUAAGAGACGAAGGAGAUGACUUGAGCAAGCUGUCUUAUGCGGAUCAGCUUGCGGUCAAAUAUUAUUCCCAGCUGUUCAAAGAGUUUGUCAUCUGCGAUCUGAAGCAUUAUAAGUCUGGUGCUAUAGCACUAAGAUGGCGAACAGACACGGAAGUGGUAGACGGUAUCGGACAGUUCACUUGUGCCAACCCGCGUUGUGCGCACCACUCUCCCACUCAAGGACACAAGACACCCAAGCUGACAGCUUACGAGCUGCCCUUCUCCUAUGUAGAGGAGGAUAAAGAGAAGAACGCGCUAGUAAAGGCUGUGCUGUGCGAGCGAUGUGCGAGGAAGCUGGUCUGGAAGAGAGAGAGAGAUAGGGAGAAAAGAGAAGAAGGAGAGAAACUGAUGCCUACGGUUGUGGAUGAUGACGUGCCUCACGAGCCACCAAAGCGCAUCAGAGAACACACAGAGGAUGAAGAGGAGGAAGAGUAUGGACCCACCAGACCGCCACAACUGGAUUCAGAUCAUCGGAGAUCACGCUCUCCCAGACGAGAAUCGGACGAGAGAGAGAGGUACGCUCGCAGGCGACGUUCUCCUAAUACACCCGUGUAG
Dacryopinax primogenitus is the source of this 768-nucleotide messenger RNA. RefSeq lists its product as uncharacterized. NCBI's taxonomy places the organism in Eukaryota, Fungi, Basidiomycota, Dacrymycetes, Dacrymycetales, Dacrymycetaceae. The transcript is spliced from 3 exons. Bases 1 to 768 code for a protein of 255 amino acids. The record is from RefSeq and is a predicted model, not a curated record.